This is a messenger RNA of Strongylus vulgaris, 439 nucleotides long. Lineage: Eukaryota; Metazoa; Nematoda; Chromadorea; Rhabditida; Strongylidae. The record is from the annotation of a GenBank genome assembly.
AGGACUACGCGAAAAGGAUCAAGAGUUCUAUAGAAAGCAAGGUGAAGAACAAGAGGAGUUCGAGAACGUUAGUGCUGUUGUUCGACCUGCGGCCACAAAGAUGAGAAAGGCGAAAUUGAGAUGGAAAAAAUCCGAACCAUUGGAAACUUCAGCACGUGGUGUCGAAAAAGGAGAGAAUCCUUUCGCAGAGGGAAGUACAGAAAUGGAAGAAGCCGUAACAGAGAAACAAUCACAAGAACGCGUAGCUGAAAUUAUGCGUAGGGCUGGAAUUUUGACUAAAGAGGAUGUAGAUAGGGUCCGAGCAGCCAACGCAUCAAUGACAGAUGUGCAGAUCCUCAUUAUUCGUAUACGAGAACUUGAGCUGGCCAAUCGUAAGGCAAAGUUACAAAUGAAACGGAUGAGAAAAGUGCUAAGAGAGAAAGAAAAGAUCUUAUGUUAG